This is a messenger RNA of Penaeus vannamei (Pacific white shrimp), 255 nucleotides long. NCBI's taxonomy places the organism in Eukaryota, Metazoa, Arthropoda, Malacostraca, Decapoda, Penaeidae. The record is from RefSeq and is a predicted model, not a curated record.
AUGGCACUCGACAGCGGGAGGCCUUCGCUGGACAGAGAACCCGACGUCGACCCGACCAAGGGAACCCGACCAAGAGAACCGAACCCCGACCAAGGGAACCGUCCAAAGGACCAAGAGAACCCCGACCAAGGGAACCCGACCAAGAGAACCCGACAAGGGAACCCGACCAAGGAAUCCGACAGAGAGAACCCGACCAAGGGAACCCAACCAAGGAAACCCGACCGAGGGAACCCGACCACCCGACCAAGGGCCUAA